UGACUAUGCUGUCUGCCUCAGCUGUUCUCAGUUGCACUGUGUGCCUUGUGCUGUGGGGACAGGGCAGAGCUGCGCUGAGUGGGGCUGAACUAGUCCAGAGCAGUGUUAAGUAGAGAGCGAGGUAGAUAGAAAAAAAACAGAGUGAAAGGGGGAGAGAGAGAGAGAGUCAGUGCAGAUUGUGCUUACCAAGCAGACUGGAUUAACAGCUGAAACAAACUGGACCUGUUUUUCUCUUUUUAGCUGAAGGUAGAGACUCAGCGAUAACGUGGAUGGUUGUUUAGACAGAGCUGCAUGCUGGUUAGGUAGCAGGACAGAAAAUUAUGGCCGUCGUACCCAUACCCUCUCACUCUUCCUAGCAUUUAAUAUGGUUCUGUCUCCCCUGGAGUUGGACUCUAAUUUGGGGCUUUUAACCCCUGGAACAGGAAAGGGUUUUUGAUUUGGCAGGGAACGAGACCUGCUGAGAACCAGUCUGGACUGACCCACCAGCAUUUAUUCAUAAUUGGACAGGAACAUUUCUUCUACUACACCAGAUCUGAGACUGACCGCACUGGAGGCGUGUUUUUAAGGAGCUCUCUGGCCUCUAUUGCCCCAGGACCAUGGGCUCUAUCUGGGGCAGCAUUAUAGUGCUGUGUGGGAUGGUUCUGCUCAGGAUGGAGGGCAGCGGAGCCCAACAGACCAGGAACAACGUCCCCCGGCUAAAACUCUCCUAUAAAGACAUGUUGGAGUCUAACAACCUUGUGACGUUUGAAGGCCUGGCCAACAGUUCGGCUUACCACACCUUCCUGUUGGACGAGGAGAAAGGAAGACUCGUGGUGGGAGCCAAGGACCACAUCUUCUCGUUUAACCUCCUCAAUGUCAGCAGGGACUAUACACAGAUCCCUUGGCCAGCUUCUCCCACCAGAAGAGAUGAAUGCAAGUGGGCAGGAAAAGAUCUCUCGAGGGAGUGUUCAAAUUUCAUCAAGGUGUUGCAGCCGUUCAACCAGACCCAUCUCUAUGUGUGUGGCACAGGAGCCUUCCACCCUGUGUGUUCCUACCUGGAGGUGGGCAAGAAACCAGAGGACAGCGUGUUCAGACUGGAGCCUCACGUAGAAAAUGGCAGAGGGAAGAGUCCCUAUGACCCCAAGCUGCUCACUGCUUCCAUGCUAAUUGAUGGGGAACUGUAUGCUGGGACAUCAGCUGACUUCAUGGGGCGGGACUUUGCCAUCUUUCGCACUCUGGGCAAGCAUCACCCUAUCAGGACGGAGCAACAUGACUCCCGGUGGCUAAAUGAUCCCAGGUUUGUGGGUGUUCAUCUGAUUCCAGAGAGCGACAACCCAGAAGAUGACAAAAUCUACCUGCUCUUCAAAGAGAACGCUAUGGAUGGGGAGCAUGCUGGGAAGGCCACACAUGCUCGCAUCGGACAGCUCUGCAAAAAUGACCUGGGAGGUCACAGGAGUCUGGUAAAUAAGUGGACAACCUUCUUAAAGGCUCGACUUAUUUGCUCCGUGCCUGGCAGUAAUGGAAUAGACACACACUUUGAUGAACUACAAGAUGUUUUUCUCAUGAGCACCAAGGAUCCGAAGAGCCCAAUUAUCUAUGCAGUAUUUACCACUUCCAGCAACAUCUUCAAAGGUUCAGCUGUGUGUCUGUACAGCAUGACAGACAUCAGGAGAGUGUUCCUGGGUCCUUACGCUCAUAGAGAUGGACCCAACUAUCAGUGGGUGCCCUUUCAAGGACGUGUUCCCUACCCACGGCCUGGCACAUGCCCAAGCAAAACAUUUGGAGGAUUUGAUACAACCAAGGACCUUCCUGAUGAAGUCGUAACUUUUGCCAGAAGCCACCCAGCCAUGUUCAACCCUGUCUACCCCAUUAACAAUCGACCAAUCAUAGUCAAAACAGAUGUGGACUACCAGUUCACUCAGAUAGUGGUGGAUAAAGUAGAAGCAGAAGAUGGCCAGUAUGAUGUCAUGUUCAUAGGCACAGACAUGGGGACGAUACUGAAAGUGGUAUCCAUCCCAAGAGGCUCCUGGCAUGACCUGGAGGAAGUGCUAUUGGAAGAAAUGACUGUCUUCAGAGAGCCAACAGCCAUUACAGCGAUGGAACUUUCAACAAAACAGCAACAACUGUACCUGGGCUCAGACAUUGGUGUGUCCCAGAUGCCUUUGCAUCGGUGUGAGGUUUAUGGGAAGGCCUGUGCUGAAUGCUGCCUGGCAAGGGACCCUUACUGUGCAUGGGAUGGCACUGAGUGCUCCAGAUACUUUCCCAUGGCUAAGAGGAGAACAAGGAGACAAGAUAUCAGGAAUGGAGACCCACUCACACAAUGCUCAGAUCUGCAACACCAUGAUGAACUAAGUGGGCAGACAACUCUCCUGGAUAAAACUGUGUAUGGUGUGGAGAACAGCAGCACUUUCCUUGAGUGCAGUCCCAAGUCCCAGAGAGCUCUGACAUAUUGGCAGUAUCAGCGCUCUGCCGAUGACCGCAAACAAGAGAUCAAAUCAGAAGAACGUUUCAUCCGCACAGACCAGGGCCUGCUGAUUCGCACGCUUAACAAGAAGGAUUCUGGGAUCUAUCUGUGCCAGGCGGUGGAGCACGGCUUCAUGCAGACGCUUCUAAAGGUCACCUUAGAAGUCAUUGACACCGAGCGCCUGGAGGAUCUGCUACAUCGCGAUGAAGAGGCUGCAGCCAGUGUCCCUGCCCAGGAUCGCUCCUCACCUCAGGAAUCUCCCAAUCAAAAGCUGUGGUACAGAGACUUCCUGUCUUUGGUCAAUCACCCAACUCUGAACAGUGUGGACGAGUUCUGUGAGCAGGUAUGGAAAAGGGAGAGGAAGCACAGGAGGCAGAAAGCUCACCUGGUGCAACAAGUACAAAUACACCAGCAGCAACAGCAGCAGCCGCAGAAGGUUGUGGGGAACCCUCACACCCACGUGCAUGCUCAAGGGCUGGCAGCCAAGUGGAAACACCUGCAAGAGAGGCAGAAGGGACGCAACCGCAGGACCCAUGAACUGGAGAGGGCCCCCCGCAGUGUCUGACCUAUAAAUGUUGACUUUUAACACCCAAACCUGAAACCACACCUAGUUCUCAUUCUGUAACCGUGAUUAACUUACCUACUUGUCUCCUUCAUACUGAGAUACAGACUUCUUCCACAAAGACUGGAUAGAAAAGUUAAACUGGAAAAAGGUAAUACUGUCCUGAUCUGCCAGCUGGUGUGUUUUGUGCGUGGGCAGCCAUGUUUACAGUACGCCAGGACAGAGGACUGCAGGAAACAGGAUGUUGUAUCACGCCAGACCAUUGGAGCAUAUUAUCUCAGCUGGCCUCUGUGGCCUGAACACUGCAGAGGGGCAGUGUCAACCAGCACAAGAACUGGAUACAUAUACCAACCCUAUAGACAUGACUGACUCCAUGUUGAGAUGGCUGUGUCAAUGGCAUUGUCUCAUGGCAUGCUAGUUAGGUGUUUGUAUCAGUGUGAAACUAAGUAGAUACCUAAAAAUACCUAAUUUCUUUUCUACUUCACAAAGAGGAGGUGGGACUGUAUUAAAAACAGUGUGGAGGGUAAAUGGACUUGGAGUGGAAUUACAAGCACAAAAUAAGUGAAGCUCAUAGAAAGCACAAGAUGGGAUAUUUGGUCAUUUCUGGUAUUAUAGAUGGUUAAAUCAGUCAACAUGAGAAAAAAAAUGCCCAAGCACUGCAAGAAACUGGGAGCAGCAGUCACCAUUUGUCGACAAAUAUAAUUAUGUAGCUGAGAUGUGUAAAUACUGUAUUCGAUGAUGUCUCCUCAUGCUAAAGGGAAUGGCUUGCAGUUGUCUUGUUGCUUUACAUUGUUUACCCAGAUAGAAAUUUAUUUAAGAAAAAGUCUUUCGAAAGCAGUCAUAACAGGGAGAUUUUGUACUAGUCUGUGUGUCUACGCCCCAGAUAAGCUUCUCAGACAAUGUCAGGUUUUAUUAUUCUGUUUUGUUUACCUUUUAUUUUCCAAUCAUCAGAUUCCUUUCACUAUCAACAGUCAUUAAGUGACUGUCACUUUAUAGGGAUGUCUGCCAACUGCAUCAUCUCAGUGCACGAAAUGUCAUACUGAGUUCUUCCAUGUUCAUUUAAUUUGUGUACGCUUUGUUUCCACUACAUGUGUAUUUAUUGAUAUACAAUUGUGUAAAUUUUUUUCUUGCAAUUUAUCAUUUGGUUUGAUUAAUUUGAUUUACAUCACCAAUCUCUUAAAAUAACUGUAUUAUCACAAAUACUUUGAUAUCGGUCACUAUUACAUGCAUCACAUAUCAAAUGCACUGAGCAAUAACCCAGUAUCCAUACUGUAUAUUUCUUCCACAUUUAUUGUCUCAUAUCCAUAUUCUUCACAGGCAGCGCAGUGUAAAAACUUCAUUUCACUGCAUGUAACAUAAAAAACUCUUUUUCUGAUUAUAACCUUUAUUAUACAAUGCACACACACACAAACACAAACCUGGAAUGUAGCUGUGAACAUUAUGUAAAUAUAAAUACUAUGGUCUAUGUUUGACAAGUAAGACACUGUGUACUAAUGCAUGUGAAUACUAUUGUAGUGUUCCUGUUUUGCUAUAGCAAUGUAUACUAGUCUGGUGUUGUCAAUGUUAUUCUGUUGUUUGCUUAUGCAGUACACAAUAUUAACAAUUUCAAAGAUGUACAUACUAUUUCUGUUAGGACUCUUAGCUGUAUAACUGAUAAUUCCUAAGGUAGGUAAAAAACAUAAACAAGAUCGAAACAGGAUCUCUCUGUGGAUGCUGAAAUGUCUACAGACCUGUUUACAACAAUGAACAAUGUCAGUUGAGUAUUGCAACACAUCAGUAUGUCAGACCUUGUCUGGUGAGUGUUUGCAAACCUCAUCUGCUUUUGGAAGCCAUGAUGAAGAACGAUGAGAAACAGCUGGAUCCAGCCUUGAGAAAGUGAUUUUAGGCUGACAAGACAAGUUGAACACCAGAGUUGUGGAACUUUCAGUAGAGAUGGGCAUAUGAUAAGAUCAUUAUAAAAAAAGAGAAUAUAGGGUGCCUCUGCAUCUGUCUUGGACAUACAAUGAAAGUGAGGAAAUGAAGUGCUGCUGCUGCUUUUUGGCAUGGUGAUAAUGGUGGUGAUGUAUUCUACUGAUCUAAUAAAUGUCUCUUCAUAAA
Messenger RNA from Siniperca chuatsi (mandarin fish), 5102 nucleotides. RefSeq names its product sema domain, immunoglobulin domain (Ig), short basic domain, secreted, (semaphorin) 3Ab (gene sema3ab). Gene Ontology annotation, biological process: semaphorin-plexin signaling pathway; neural crest cell migration; negative regulation of axon extension involved in axon guidance. The transcript is spliced from 18 exons. NCBI's taxonomy places the organism in Eukaryota, Metazoa, Chordata, Actinopteri, Centrarchiformes, Sinipercidae. The record is from RefSeq and is a predicted model, not a curated record. Bases 597 to 3008 code for a protein of 803 amino acids. Gene Ontology annotation, molecular function: neuropilin binding; semaphorin receptor binding; chemorepellent activity.